This is a messenger RNA of Aspergillus caelatus, 2380 nucleotides long. RefSeq lists its product as uncharacterized. NCBI's taxonomy places the organism in Eukaryota, Fungi, Ascomycota, Eurotiomycetes, Eurotiales, Aspergillaceae. The coding region runs from base 86 to 2380 and encodes 764 amino acids. Gene Ontology annotation, molecular function: protein binding. The record is from RefSeq and is a predicted model, not a curated record. The transcript is spliced from 6 exons.
CGGCGAGCCUCUCUAGUUAUUUCAAGUUGUUAAUUGUGCAAAUCGGAAAAAGAACGGACUUCACCAUUGGAGGAACAUAAGCACUAUGGGACAAGCGGAGACUUGUGAAAACAACGUCAACGACCGUCAAAAAGAGUACCAUUACCCUCCAUUGCCCCGGGGAUGUAUUCGCCUACUACGCUUACUGCCUAGCAAGGAUAGCAACUCCCGUAUACAAGGCCGCCUAUUCAACUAUCCCCUAGAGCAGUUGGCAGACAAAACGCACAUUUACGAAGCUUUAUCCUAUGUCUGGGGUAACCUGACUAGCCGUCGGUUAAUCUUAUUAGAGGACUGCAAAUUGCCCGUUACUGCAAAUCUUUACACAGCUCUGUUAUCUCUUCGUGACGAGUACAUCGAGCGAAUCAUCUGGAUCGAUGCGAUUUGCAUAAAUCAGAAGGAUCUCAAAGAGAGAGGAGAACAGGUCCUUCAGGAGGUUGCUGCCGCACGACAGAUCUUGAUAAAGUGCGGACUUACAGAGCUGGACGGGUAUGUAUUCUCCACCGGCCUUACAUCCAAAUCGUUCGAAUACCUCUAUAAAGAUUUCCCCGAUUUGCAUGCCGUGGUCCGCCCUGUGACGUUCCUCAUGAGAGAGUCAUUAUUUCGGCCGAGAGUGGCAGAGAGCACUUCCAGCGAACUAUCAUUGAAAAUACGCCCUCUAGGUGAACUACUUGAGAUGUAUCACACCCGGAAAGCCACUAAGCAACAUGAUAGGCUGUUUGCCCUGCUGGGCAUGUCCUCUGACGACUCCAUCCCGACUGGUUUACUGCCUGACUAUAGUAUACCAUGGACACGGCUUUUUGAGCGGCUUAUUCGAUUUUUGCUAGGGGGUGAUGUGUCCAUCAGCCUUUGGGACCCACCUGAGCGAGCUGUAAUAAGUGGCCAGGGCUAUAUACUUGGCAAAGUACUGUCAGUGAGAAGAAACCCCCACGAUGAUGGGCAGGAGGCGGGCUUUGCUACAAGAGAUACAGAUGGAACCUUUGGGCCCGAAAUACAAUGGCACCUACCAGCUCUAGCAAAGCCUGUCCAAGUAGGGGAUCUGAUUUGUCAGUUAUCUGGAGCGGCGAAGCCUACAAUAAUUCGGCUUUGCCAUUAUCACUUUUCCAUAAUAAUGAUUGCAGCGCCUCUGGAACUCAGGUGGUCGAAAGACAAUGUUUUGUUGGACUUGUCCCUUUCCUGGGACUGGCAGGCUCCCCAAAGAGAACUGUCUGAUCAGGAGGUUGACCGAAGGUCCUUGAACAGUAGAUUAUCUUGGUACUCAUGUGACCCUAAUGCGCGUUGUUCGGAUGAAGCAGAUAUAUUGUGGCGCAUCGCUAUAAUAUUGGAGGAAGCAGAGGAGUAUGGAAUUGCAGCAGACAAAUUCCAACAAGCCCUGUCACGGUAUGAAGAAACCUUUGGCACGAAGCAUCCGCAUACGGUGGCCUGCGUGGAUCGGCUCGCAUUGGUAUACAAGAAAUUGGGGUUAUUAUAUGUAAGAGAGUCAUAUACAGUCCCUGCAGAGCUACAUGGAUUACAUUGUUCCGAGAUCCUUUACCUCAAGGAUUGGACUUUCAGGCUCAAGUUCAAGCAAGGAGGAGCUAUCUGUUACGGAACCGCAUUCAGUAUCAAUGUCCCUGGUGUUAAGAGAGCUGUUUUGGUCACUGCAAGAUGUAAUCUCAUGGAUGAGAACGGCUGGCCAUCGCAGUAUUUAGUGAUUCAAGACAAAUAUGGUCUGGAUAUCUCAAUACACAUUGAGGAUGUAGAGGUAUUUCCCUCUGCGAGCGGGCCAAAAUGUGCGAGCGAUGCCGGCGUGUAUUCAGGCUAUGGAGCACUUCUAGUUGAUAUGGAGCCCGGGUGGUAUCUUCGCGGUGGUUAUGGUUUUGCCUUAGAUUUGGGUCAGGCUAACUUGCAAGGUGACGGCCUAGGCGUUUGCGGUUACCCAAAACUGGGAAUACUUUCUAGAAGUACCGGGUGGUGCCUUAGUUGUCAGGAUGGCCGCAUGACAUACAGCACCACAGCAAUGUCAGGGAUGAGCGGAUCGCCUGUAUUCUUGUCGCAUAAUGGACAUGCUACUGCCGUCGGCAUUCAUAUCGACUCAUGUGACAUGGGCGGAUGGUGCAUGCGCCUUACUGUCGAGGUCCCACCGACUAUGUUUGAUAUUCUUCCCUUGUAUGCGCCAAGCGGAACCGGUUGCAGUGCGCUCUAUGUGUUUCGCUUUCGAGCACCUCCAACGUGGCCACGUCCAAGCCAUAAAUGGGUGCAAUGGGAUAUUGCAACGGAUACUGUCAGUCGGGCAAGCUCUCUGCAAGAGCCCUGUUCAGUGAAGCUCACUUAUUUCACUCUUGAAUCGGGACCUGCGAACUAG